AGUGACACAUCUGCCGGCGGAAGACUGCAAGUUUUGAUGUAGCAGCGCGCGCCAAAGUGCACGCAGGGCAUGCACGUCGGAUUGUGUCAGUAGGGAAUGAACCGUAGGUAGCUGGCUUUAUAAAAAAAGUAAUAUUUAUAUAAAACUGCUCUUACUCGACUGACAUAUAACGUCAACGGAGGUGGAAUAGGGACGGCAAGUCUUCACGGUAGUUUAUUUUUUUGGAGAAACUUAACAUAACUGGCUAGCCGUGAUGUUUUGCAACUCACUAAAGUCUUGAAGCUAAGUUGCAAUAACGUUAGUUGUAGCUAGCUGGCUGGCUUGCCAGUUACAGUUUUUUUAUUUAAUUUUUCACUUCAAAUACUAAUCAGUUCGCUGUUUUCAUGAACUACGAAGCUCCUGUGUUGUCAUACGAGACUUACUCAGCCGGGUGAAAGUCACGUAGCCACAGCUACGUUAACUCGUGCUAGUUUACUUGGUAUUUUGCUGGCGAGUUUCUACAGGAGUGCAGUGACGGGUACCUAUUGAUUGGUUUCUUACCCAAACAGAAGAUGGCUGUGCCGUUUGUACAGGACUGGGAUUUGGUGCAGACUCUCGGUGAAGGUGCAUACGGAGAGGUGCGUCUGCUGGUGAACAGGAAGACGGAGGAGGCGGUGGCGGUGAAGGUGCUGGACGCGUCGCGGGCCAAGGACUGCCCCGAGAUCAUCCGGAAGGAGGUGUGCAUCCACAAGGUGCUGUCGCACCCCAACAUCGUGCGCUUCUUCGGGUUUCGGCGCGAGGGACACACGCGCUACCUCUUCCUGGAGUACUGCAGCGGGGGAGAGCUCUUCGACCGCAUCGAGCCGGACUUGGGGAUGCCCGAGAGAGAGGCACAGAAGUUCUUCCAGCAACUGAUCGCAGGCGUGGAGUACCUCCACAGUGUGGGGAUCACGCACAGGGACAUAAAGCCAGAGAACAUACUGCUGGAUGACAAAGACAACGUGAAGAUCUCGGAUUUCGGGCUGGCCACCAUGUUCCGGCACGGCGGGCGGGAGCGGCGGCUGACCCGGCUGUGCGGGACGCUCCCCUACGUGGCGCCGGAGCUGAUGUCCCGCGCGGAGUUCAGCGCCCAGCCCGCCGACACCUGGGCCUGCGGCAUCGUCCUCACCGCCAUGCUGGCUGGGGAACUGCCGUGGGACCAGCCCACUGAAAGCUGUCAGGAGUAUUCCGAUUGGCUGCAGAAGAAGACCUACCUCACGCCCUGGAAGAAGAUUGACGCCAUGCCCCUCAGUCUGUUGACCAAGAUCCUGUUGCACGACCCUGAGAAAAGGAUCACCAUUCCAGACAUCAAGAAGGAUCGCUGGUUCUGCAAAAGCUUCAAGACGGAAGAGAAGCGGCAGUGCGACCCUCAGGGGCCCGUCACCAAGCUGCUGCGGUCCGACUCGGAGCAGGGACCCCUGUCCCGCACCGGCAGUGAGGACCGGGCGCAGAUAUCCAGCUCCCAGCCCGAGCCGGUGGGCGUGUGGUCCUGGGACUCUGCCGUCGGCGGCCACACGGGGGCGCCGCAGGUCAGCUUCUCCCAGCCGGCCUGUCCGGACCACAUGCUGCUCGGCAGCCAGCUCCUGGGGACCCCUGGGUCCAGUCAGACGCCGUGGCAGCGCCUGGUCCGGAGGAUGACGCGUUUCUUCACUACUCUGGGGGUGGAGCCGUCCUGCGUCGCUCUCAGGGACACCUGCGCCACCAUGGGCUACACCUGGAAGCAGACCUGCACCAAUCAGGCAACCGUCUCCACAAUGGAUCGUCGUAACAACAAGCUGAUCUUCAAGGUGCACUUCCUGGAAAUGGAGUCGAGGAUCCUGGUGGACUUCAGGCUCUCGAAGGGCGAUGGCUUGGAGUUCAAGAGGCACUUCCUGAAAAUCAAACGCCAGCUCUCCGACAUCGUCAGCAGCCAGAAAGUUCCGCUGCCCGUCACAUGACGGGGGAGGGGAGAGCGAAGCGCCGACGCGCCCGCGUCCUGACCCACGCCGCUGCCCGUGCUGCACGCGCACGUUUGUUUUUUUUUGGCGGGAGAGAGACGGUUUAAGAGGCAGCUCCUGUGCUCACGCCACUCGCAGCUCAACCGUCACGCUUUCUGUUUUGUCGUCUCUCUAAUCGAUGAGAGAUGAGAAUACGAGCCAUACUCCAUUUUGUUUUUCAUCAUUCCUCAGGCAGUAUUGUGUGAGUGGUUUUGCUUUAAUGUUUUUAUUUACAGUUAUUUGGGUAUUUCGAUGAAGUGCAAAGCCUUUUUGCGAGUUGAGGGAGGAACCAUCACGUGCUAACGUGCUAACUUUGCCUGUCCGUUCACCUCCUCCUCAACCGUUAACAACUGUUCAUAGAGCCCUUUUCCCAAGCAGGAACUUAUGUGACCAGACCAAAUGAGGGCCUCUGAUAACAAACUGUAAAUGGCACUAAAAGCCAAACUGUACAUUCUGUUGCCCCUUCCACCAACCCCCCCCCCCCCGAUACUGAGAACACUGGAACUUCCGUCUUCCUCUUGUUGAAGCUGAAACCUUCCACGUCCAAUUUGAUACGUCUGAAUGCUCGUAGAGUGCCAUACUCUGGCGUUGGAUGUUAUGUACUGGCAUCUAGAGCCAGAACCUGCUGUAGUUAAACAUUUGAGAGAAUAGGCGGGACUAGUGGUCUGGGUGGGUCCAUAUAAUCUGCCCGCCCCAACCGUGACCCGCCCAGUUUACCGCAGAGGGGGCGGAGCUAAAGCACUCUACACUGGUGCCGAAGCAAACGGGAACAAAUGGAUGAGCAGCAUCCUUGUGCAUGCUUCAGUACAGCUGAUCCAAUUCCUCUGCCCCCCCCCCCCGACCUGCCCUGGGGCCCAUAGUCCUGCCCUGGGUUCCAUCUGCCCACCCUGGGCCCUCCUCACUGCCUCUGUUACUUUUAUAUUUGUGUGUGAUCGAAAUGAGUGAAAGCAGUAAUAAAGUUUCUGUGUUUAAUGUA
Molecule: messenger RNA, 2970 nt
Organism: Anguilla anguilla (European eel)
Lineage: Eukaryota; Metazoa; Chordata; Actinopteri; Anguilliformes; Anguillidae
Gene: chek1
Product: checkpoint kinase 1
Exons: 13
Coding region: 552-1955 (467 amino acids)
Biological process (GO): protein phosphorylation; DNA damage checkpoint signaling
Cellular component (GO): nucleus
Molecular function (GO): ATP binding; protein serine/threonine kinase activity
Source: RefSeq, a predicted model, not a curated record